CGGGGCAGCAUUCUCAGCCCGCUGUCUGCGCGCCGCGGACGCAGGCGCAGAGAUGAGCCCGUGCGCCCGCAGGCUGGCCCGGCGGCCGCGCUCCGCGCUGCUGCUGCUCGCCGCCGUCGCCGUGCUGCUGGUCCAGACCCUCAUCGUGUGGAACUUCAGCAGCCUGGACUCCGCCGGCGGGGAUGGGGGCUCCAGGAGCCGGGAGAAGAGAGGGGAGCGCGCCGCGGGGCUCCACAAAGACCACCGGGAGGGAGGGGGCGGCGCGGCGCGGCACCGGCUGCAGGCGGACGCUCCUCUCUCUCAUCGGCCCAAAGAGAAACUCCGACCCGACAGCAACAGCGAGAACUCCGUCCCUAAAGACUUCGACAGCGUCGACGGCAACAGCAACCUGGCGGCGCGAUCACAGCACCUGCGGAAACGUAAGCUGGAGAAAGCCCAGAGCAUGAUGGGAAAUGACAUCUUCAAGCACGUCCAGCCCAAAGGCCGGAACCACAACCACACCCGAAAGAGCCAGCCUCCACUGCCGAGCUUUGCAGCGCCGGCUCAGGGGUCCAAUCAGCCGGCGAGGCCCCCACCGCCGCCACCCGGGCUGGAGGCGAAGAGGCAGUGCGAGAUCAGCGGGAAGGAGGCCAUCUCAGCUCUGUCCAGAGCCAAAAGCCGGGAGUGCCGGCAGCAGAUCGUGGAGGCGUUCUGUCGGCACAAAGACAAGGCGCUGAUGCCUGAGAAGGUGCCCCGCCUCUGCCCCUCAGAAGGUAAACCCCUCAUGACCGUGCAGUGGGACGAAGGCGUGGCCUCUGAGGGGGCUCCGCCCACACGCAUCGCCUUCGUCCUGGUCGUCCACGGCCGAGCCUCUCGCCAGCUCCAGCGGCUCUUCAAAGCCAUCUACCACACGUCGCACUACUACUACAUCCACGUGGACCAGAGGUCCGACUUCCUCCACAGAGAAGUUCUGUCUCUGGCCCGUCAGUAUUCAAACGUCCGUGUGACGCCCUGGAGGAUGACCACCAUCUGGGGGGGCGCCAGCCUGCUGACCAUGUACCUACGCAGCAUGGAGGACCUGCUGCGCAUGUCCGACUGGUCCUGGGACUUCUUCAUCAACCUCAGCGCUGCUGACUUCCCCAUCAGGACCAACCAGCAGCUGGUGGGCUUUCUGUCUAAACACCACGGCAAGAACUUCAUCAAAUCUCACGGCAGAGACAACACGCGCUUCAUCCGGAAACAGGGUCUGGACCGACUCUUCUUGGAGUGCGACGCCCACAUGUGGCGCCUGGGAGACCGGAAGAUCCCAGAGGGCAUCGCCGUGGACGGGGGCUCUGAUUGGUUCCUGCUCAGCCGCUCCUUCUUGGAUUACGUGGUGAACUCCGGGGACGAACUGGUCAGCAGCAUGAAGCGCUUCUACGCCUACACGCUGCUCCCCGCCGAGUCGUUCUUCCACACGGUGCUGGAGAACAGCGCUCACUGCGAGACCAUGGUGGACAACAACCUGAGGCUGACCAACUGGAACCGCAAGCUGGGGUGCAAGUGUCAGUACAAGCACAUCGUGGACUGGUGCGGCUGCUCGCCCAACGACUUCAAGCCGUCCGACCUGCCGCGCUUCCAGCAGACGUCCAGGCCCACCUUCUUCGCCCGAAAGUUUGAGGCCAGCGUCAGCCAGGAGGUCAUCAACCAGCUGGACGCCCUCCUGUUCGGGGCGUUCCCCCCCGGGACUCCGGGCCUGCAGUCCUACUGGGAGAACGUCUACGAGCAGGAAACGGACGGCCUGUCCAGCCUGCCGGACUCCAGGCUCAGUCACUACCACGCCUUCGCCCGUAUGGGGCUGGCCCACGCCGCCGGCUCGCCGCAGGGCCGUCCCAACAACCACAGCUGCAGGUACAUGGCCGUGAGCCACCCGGUGUCGGUUCACCUCUACUUCCUGUCCGACCGAUUCCGUGGUUACCUGGUCCGCCACGUGGCCACGAACCGAGCCUCGACCCAGAUGGAGACCCUGGAGACCUGGGUGACUCCUAAAGACCACUUCGCUCUGGCCAGCCCGCCUCACGCCAACAACCGGCUGCAGCACAUCCAGGUUGGUUCCGACUGGGAUCCAAAGGAGCGGAUCUUCAGGAACUGGGGGGGUCUGCUGGGCCCUGAAGACGAGCCGGUGGCCGUGCAGCGCUGGAGCCGGAGCCAGAACAACCUGACGGCCACCAUCGUGUGGAUCGACCCCACCAACGUCAUCGCCGCCACCUACGACAUCCUGGUGGACGCGUCCGCCGAGGUCACGCACUACCGGCCGCCGCUCACCUCGCCUCUGCGGCCCGGAGUCUGGACCCUGAGGGUUCUGCAGCGCUGGAGCCUGCUGGGUCAGACCCGCUUCAUCGUCGCUCCUCUGGAGUUCCACAGACAGCAGCCCAUCCAGAGAGAAGACGCCCAGCGUCUGCACGGCGGCCCGGCCAAGAACUCCUACAUGGAGCAGAGCUUCCACGGCCUGAACCCGGUGCUGCAGCUGCCCGUCAGCCUGGUGGACGUGGAGGCGGCGGAGGCCAACGCCGGCCUGACGGGGGCGCCGCUCCGCCUCUGGGUGGAUGGACUCCUGGGGGGCCACUGGUCCGCCUCAGACGUCUGUUCGUUAGCCCCCAGCGCCUGCUCGUUCACUAAACUCUGCAGGACGGCGACCUGGAGCUCCGCCGGCCCGGACCCCAAAUCUGAACUGACCCCCCCCAGAGAGAACGGGCGGAUCAGGUAGCAGCAGGGGGGCUGAGGGGAGACGGGUGGAUGGAGGUGAAGAAAUGAAGGACUGAUAUUUAUUUAUUUGAACCUCAAAGAGUCUGGGACAGAGAGGGGAACCCCCCCUGAAGAAAAGCUUUCUGUCAGUCUGCUCUUUAGCUCGGGACCAUGAAGCUGCGUGAAAGAAUGAAUGUGAGAUAAAGGAGUGCAUACCUCAUGUUGUCGUCUCCCUGAUCAACAGCUGCUCCUUUCUUUCUAAAGGUCACUUUGGAUUUCAGGCUGAAAUCCUUCAGCCUUAAAGGGUGCAAUAACGUUUUCUGUCCUGUUUUGUAAAAUAAAAUAAUUAAAACAUGUUGACAUUGUGAAUAA
Molecule: messenger RNA, 3075 nt
Organism: Oryzias melastigma (Indian medaka)
Lineage: Eukaryota; Metazoa; Chordata; Actinopteri; Beloniformes; Adrianichthyidae
Product: xylosyltransferase 1
Exons: 11
Coding region: 53-2725 (890 amino acids)
Biological process (GO): chondroitin sulfate proteoglycan biosynthetic process; heparan sulfate proteoglycan biosynthetic process
Cellular component (GO): membrane
Molecular function (GO): protein xylosyltransferase activity
Source: RefSeq, a predicted model, not a curated record